Biomphalaria glabrata is the source of this 3643-nucleotide messenger RNA. Its product is annotated as serine/arginine-rich splicing factor 2-like. Lineage: Eukaryota; Metazoa; Mollusca; Gastropoda; Planorbidae. Bases 144 to 662 code for a protein of 172 amino acids. The transcript is spliced from 2 exons. Gene Ontology annotation, molecular function: RNA binding. The record is from RefSeq and is a predicted model, not a curated record.
AUGCGCAUUUUAGCCCGCCUCCAUUCCACGGUAAGCCUGUUUCCUAAAAGACCUACCGUUACAGCGUGGUUGAACUAAUUUAUCUUUUUUGAUUGUUUUGUUUACAUUGGCAAAGAGUAUUUUAUUAAUAAGCAUCUCCAAACAUGAGUGGAGGAUAUGGCCGUGGACCACCUGCCAUAGAAGGAAUGGUGUCACUUAAAGUCGACAAUUUAACGUACAGAACAACGCCUGAUGAUCUGCGUCGUGCCUUUGAAAAGUUUGGCGACGUGGGAGAUAUUUACAUUCCAAGAGACAGGUUUACAAGAGAAAGCCGAGGUUUUGCAUUUGUAAGGUUUUACGAUAAACGGGAUGCAGAAGACGCGAUGGAUUCACUGGAUGGUACUACUCUAGAUGGCAGAGAAAUAAGAUGUCAGAUGGCCAGAUAUGGACGACCUACGGAACCACACAGACGAGGUCCUCAAAGAAGGGGCUACGGUGGAGGACAGAGGGGAAGGUCUAGAUCACGCUCUCCCAGAAGGCGAAGACGUUCACGUAGUAGGUCUGGAACUCGCUCUCGCAGUCGAUCUGCCAGUCGUUCCAGGAGCAGAAGUCGGGGAAAGCAAGCAGCUUCACACAGUCGAUCUCGUUCAUUUGAUCAGAAUGGUGCUGAUGCUUCAGACUGAUUUUUACAUGAGAUGUUACUGUACACCAGAUUUUAGCAGCUUCGUUAGACUUGAGACCCACCAUCCUAACAAAAGGUGCUUCUAAAAAAAAAAAAGCUGUUAAAAUACAUUGUCAUUGAACUGAAUUUUUUUUUUAAAGUGUAAAUACUGUUCGUUUCAUGUAACAUAUGAACUAUAAAUAUACAAAACAAAUGUGUAAUCAUGUCCAUCUCUUCAUUUCUGUGUAAGAGCUUCAUCAAUGUUGUCCGAAAAAAAAGUUUUUAGAUGUACUGUUAAUUAUUGAGAUAUAUUCUUCUUUUAAAAUUUUUUUUUUAUAUUUUUUAAACAAGUAAAAUUGACAGUUAUUUUUUUUUACAAACCUCAUUACACUCAUUUUUGAGUUUUGAAAAUAAAAAAAAAAAAGUGUAAAUAUUAAUCUUCUUUCUUUUUAUUUUCCUAUGAUUGUAGGAGCUGGUAAGGCGGGGUUAUUAGUUGCUGUGGCAGACAGUGGUGAUAUGGCGGUGCAGUUCAGAGAUUGCUGUAACUGUUGCUGCUGUGGUUGCCGAAUGUUGCUGUCGGGUGUAGCUGUUAAAAAGAUAGCAGCGGGGUGGAGUGAAGGGUGCCAGACUAUAAGCAUGCAGUAAUAAUUGUUGACCGGUACAGCAGGCAGCCUGCAGCUAUGUUGUUUAUGCAGUCCAGUUGCUGGUGUGAUUGGUUUGUUUUCUGUCCAGGCAUGAAGAAGUAAGCAGAGUUAUGAUUGCAGUCGGCACCUUAUAAAACUUGACUUUCCUGCCUUUGAUGUCAUUGUAAGAUGUCAAUUAGAAAACUUGUACAGAGAGAGGUUGUAGUGUUCAUCUCAUUAUUCAAUACCCCAUUUAUUUGGCAGUGGAAUUUUUUAUACCCCCGAUAGCCCUUUAAUAUUACCACAACAAAUUUUGUAACAAGUUGUCUUGUGUGUGCUGUAGUACUUUAUCUUUUUGACCUACUUUGUCUAGUAAAUUUAAAUACCACUUGAUUAACCGGUACCCAUAGUUUCAAUAAAAAAAUUUGUUAGGGUUUAUUAGGGUAAAUUAAUAUGUGGAAUUUGACUUCCGCAAAACUUGUCAUUUCCAGUUCACUGCAAUUUUUUAAACAAUUUUUGCUUGCACUAUUCAAUGUGGAAUAUUGUGUAAUAUAAACGGUUAUGCUUUCAGUUUUAUGGACAUUUUUCAAAUUAAUAUGCAGUAUCACCACUUACAGGUGUUUAUCCACUUACAGGUGUUUAUGUGAACCAGAGUUAAGUAACAGGUACCAGUACAUCAUAGAUUUAACAAUUCGCCACACAGAUGUUUUGUUUGUUUACUAAUUUGUUUUAAUCAUGGUAAAAUUCUUUUUUUAGUGGAUAUCGACCUUCAGGUUCUUUUUUUCUGUUAUAUAUAAUUAAAAUUUUCAAGAUAAUGUAUCAUACAAUUUUUUUUUUAAAUAGAAUUAUUGUCCAUAACAGUGCAAGUACCAGUCUACUGAACAAGAGUGCAUACCUAAUUUGAAGCAUUACACAUUAGUUGAGUUUUGCUAGCUUUUUUUUUUUUUUUAUUUCCAAAUGGACUCAAAACCGGUAAUGGUACCUGGUAUUUAAAAUUUGUCAUUAGCUCAUGGGCUGUAUUACAGUCAGACAGAACUGGUUUAUUUUGGAAUGCAGUUACUGAUUAGGGCUAAGAGGUAUGUGGAUAAAAUUCAAUAUUUUGGAGUACCGUAAUGGUACUGUCAUAGGUUUUGUGUGGUAUAUUUUUUGUUGAAUUAUAAAGAUAGAAAUUUAUUUUUUAAUAAAUUUUUAAAAAUGUAAAGCAUUAAAAAAAACUAUAAAUCUUUGAAUACAUUUUCUUUAAUUUUGACAUAUGGCUAACAUUUACUUCCUUCAUUUAUGACAAAUGCUGGUAGACACUGUCCACUUGCAGUCAUUAAGCCAUACAGUGCUUGUACAGAAUUUUGGUCUCUGUAAAGAUAUUAACAAAAUAAUUUUAGUUCUGUAAAACAAGCUGCUUAUGAGCUAAAAGAUAUAAUAAAAUUAAUAGUAAAUAUGAAAAAGGUAAUGAAUUACAGUUUAUUGGAUCUAAGAGCCUGUGACCAUUCUGUAAGCACUAGUUCAGUCAUUAAAAUUUGAACUUGAAGGUAGUUUUCUAUGAACUUGAGAUCAGUCCAUUGAUUGUCUACGUUUAAGUAACACUGAAGUGCAUAAUUUCUAGCUGUGGGUAAAAUAAAAAUGUUAUAAUACCAGUACCGGUAAUUGAAAAGAGUUUAGAGCUUGAUAUGCUACAAAGCCUAGAUUCUAAAUAACAUUUAUACGUAGGACACAAAAGUUAGUAAACUUGUAGGGCUGAGUUUCUAUAAUUUCCUCCACUUACUAUAUUUAAAUAUUUUACUGUUUAAUAUUUUCAGUCAGCCUUGACUACUUUAAAUUUUAAUGUUUUAUUAUACUUAGUUUUUGCACAAAAAAAAAAAAAGAAAGUAAAUUGGUAAAAAGUACUGGUAACACAUCAGAGACGAAAGGUCUGCUUUGUAUUACAACCCAUGAAUUAAAAAAAAAAAUGUACAUGGAAGACAUUGAAUCCAUAGUGAACCACAUAUCACCUGUCAUCACUAAUAUACUGGUACUGUUAAUCUUGGUUUACCUGUACCUAAAUGGUAAUGAAUUUUUAAAACAUGAUUCUACAAUUAACCAGUUUUGACAUUGUACCAACAAUUUCUUUCCACAUAAUGUUCAACAAGUGAUUGAAAAUUACUUUAACUGUUCUCAUUCAUUCUCUUAGCUAUCAAUACUAGAAAUUUAAUGUUAACAGCAAAACUUGUUAAGUGUACUUUCAUGGUUUUUGUUUUACCAAUACAUGUAUUUAGAACUUUGUGUUGUGAGUUUUAUAUUGUUAAGACAUUGAAUUUAUAUUAACUGAACUUCAGUGUUUAUGUUAACAAAGUUGUAGUUGAUAAUGAUUAUCAUUUACUUUUGUUAAUAAAUUGCUAAGUAUCUA